Messenger RNA from Phytophthora nicotianae INRA-310, 4632 nucleotides. RefSeq lists its product as hypothetical. Bases 1 to 4563 code for a protein of 1520 amino acids. Gene Ontology annotation, cellular component: membrane. The transcript has 4 exons. Gene Ontology annotation, molecular function: ATP hydrolysis activity; ABC-type transporter activity; ATP binding. The record is from RefSeq and is a predicted model, not a curated record. Gene Ontology annotation, biological process: transmembrane transport. Lineage: Eukaryota; Oomycota; Peronosporomycetes; Peronosporales; Peronosporaceae.
AUGUUGGAGUGCAUCGGUGCAGGUGUAAGCCGCGGAAAUGAUAACUCUGGCGAUUUCGUUGAAGUUUUCUACUCGAGCGACAUCAAACACGAGAUGGUCAUGCAAUUAUCGUCAGAUGGUGUGGCUGUGCCAAUGCCUGGAUCAAGUGCCGUGGUGUUUGGAAAGAAGCGAGCAGCGAGUUCUUUGACGCAGAUGAAGGCUUUGGCGAGACGUUUCAUUGACUUGUACUGGCGCACACCGUCCACGAAUCUCACGAGACUAGCGAUCAUGCCACUUGUGGCCUUAGUCUUUGGUCUAGUCUACCUCGGCACCGACUACACGUCGUACCAAGGCAUCAACGCUGGCGUGGGCAUGAUUUUCCUCACCUCCUACUUCACUGGUGUGGUAUCUUUCAACAGUGCAUUGCCAAUUACAUCCGAAGAUCGACCAGCAUUCUACCGCGAGCGCGAGGCACAAACGUAUAGUGCAUUUUGGUACUUUAUCGGCUCUACGGUGGUCGAAAUCCCUUACGUCUUCGGGUCGAUGCUGCUCUACACCGUCAUUUUCUACUGGAUGGUGGGUUUCAGUGGCUUCGGUCUCGGACGCCCCCUACCUCAAAUGGAGGUGAGAGUCAAGAACCUCAGCGUCUCGGCCGACGUCGUCGUGGGUCAACACGAGGACGGACGAGAGCUGCCCACACUCACGCACACCAUUAAGACGGCAGCUCUCAAACUCUCGUCCUCGAAGCAUGUGGUGCACAAAACCAUCGUGCGCAACUUCAGUGGCGUGUUUGAGCCCGGUACGAUCACGUUGGUACUUGGCCAGCCGAGCUCUGGCAAGUCCUCGUUGAUGAAGGUGUUGAGUGGACGUUUCCCUCAGGAGAAGAGAGUGACGGUGGAGGGGGAGAUCACGUACAACGGAGUGCAGCAGCAUGAGUUGGGUAGUCGGCUACCACAGUUCGUGUCGUACGUGGACCAACACGACGUGCACUUCCCGACGCUCACUGUCAAGGAGACGCUCGAGUUCGCCCAUGCUUUCACUGGUGGUGAGCUGUUGCGUCGGGGCGAAGAACUACUAACAAAAGGCUCUGUGGACGAAAACUUGGAGGCGUUGAAGACCGUGCAAACGUUGUUCCAACACUACCCUGACAUCGUGAUUGAACAACUGGGACUGCAGAAUUGUCAGAAUACCAUUAUUGGCAAUGGUAUGUUGCGUGGUGUUUCAGGAGGAGAGCGUAAACGUGUGACGACUGGCGAGAUGGAGUUUGGCAUGAAGUACAUGACGCUCAUGGACGAGAUCAGUACGGGACUCGACAGUGCCACAGCCUUCGACAUUAUCACAACUCAACGCAGUAUCGCUAAAACACUAGGCAAGACAGUGGUGAUCUCGCUGCUGCAGCCAUCGCCUGAGAUCUUUGAACUCUUCGACAAUGUGUUGAUCCUAAACGCCGGUGAGGUCAUGUAUCACGGACCUCGAGACCAAGCACUGCCUUACUUCGAGAGUCUGGGAUUCCAUUAUUUCCUGCUGGAUCUGGGCACGAAUCAGCAGACCAAGUACCAGGAUACUCUGCCUGCAGGCAUGACCAAGCACCCUCGUUGGCCUGCCGAAUUCGGACAGAUUUUCCAGGAAUCAAGGAUUUAUCACGACACGCUUGUUCGCCUUGAAGAGCCAUUCCGACAAGAACUGAAAGAGAACGUGAAGACGCACAUGGAUUCUAUGCCAGAAUUCCACCAGUCGUUCCAGGAGAACACAUUGACAAUCUUCAAGCGGCAAAUGAUGAUCAUGUUGCGUAACGUCGCCUUUAUCCGAGGAAGAGGCUUCAUGGUCAUUCUGAUUGGACUUCUGUACGGUAGUACGUUCUACCAAUUGAAGGUUACGGACGCCCAAGUUGUAAUGGGCGUCUUGUUCCAAGCUGUUUUAUUCCUCGGACUGGGCCAAGCUGCGCAGAUCCCCACGUACUGUGACGCUCGCCCCAUUUUCUACAAGCAACGUGGCUCCAAUUUCCUGCGUACAACCGCCUACGUCCUUGCCAAUUCAGUCAGCCAAAUUCCAUGGGCCGUCGCGGAGACGAUCGUGUUCGGUUCGCUCGUCUACUGGAUGUGUGGACUCAAGUCAUCCGUCAAGGCCUUCGUGAUCUUCGAGAUCCUGUUGUUGUUGACAAUUCUGGCCUUUGCGGCCUGGUUCUUCUUCUUGGCAGCUAUCUCUCCAAACCUCCACAUUGCCAAGCCAUUGUCGAUGGUAUCUGUGCUAUUCUUUGUGGUCUUUGCGGGAUUCGUCGUACCGAAGAGCGAGAUGCCGGGCUAUUUCAUUUGGAUUUACUGGAUCGAUCCCAUCGCGUGGUGUCUUCGUGGCAUUGCUGUGAACCAGUACCGCUCGGAUGAGUUCGAUGUGUGCGUAUACGGCGGCGUUGACUACUGCAGCACGUAUCAGAUGAAAAUGGGCGAGUACUUCUUGUCGCUGUACGACGUUCCGUCAGCCAAGAGCUGGGUGUGGCUUGGAAUGGUCUUCCUGCUCGUGACAUACGUCGUGUUCCUGGUCUUCGGAGUAUUGGUGCUUGAGUACAAGCGCUAUGAAAGCCCUGAACAUAUUACGUUGACUGCUGAGAACACCGAACCCGUUGCUACUGAUGACUACGCACUUGCAACGACGCCCACCAGCGGACGAAAGACUCCAGCUACGGGUAACGACAACGUCGCACUCAAUGUGCGAGCCACCACCAAGAAGUUUGAGCCUGUUGUCAUCGCAUUCCAGGACUUAUGGUACUCUGUGCCAGAUCCUCACAACCCGAAGGAAUCGCUUACACUGCUCAAGGGUAUCAGUGGAUACGCUAUGCCGGGUUCCAUUACGGCUCUCAUGGGAUCUACGGGUGCUGGUAAGACGACUCUCAUGGAUGUCAUUGCUGGCCGGAAGACGGGAGGUACCAUUCAGGGCAAAAUUCUGCUCAAUGGCUACGAAGCGAGCGAUCUGGCUAUCCGACGAUGCACAGGUUACUGCGAACAAAUGGAUAUCCACUCGGACGCGUCGACUAUCCGCGAAGCAUUGGUCUUCAGCGCCUUCCUGCGUCAAGACAGCUCGGUACCAGCCAGUCAGAAGUAUGACUCAGUGGAGGAAUGCCUCGAACUUCUGGAUCUACAGAGUGUAGCGGACGAGAUUGUGCGUGGCAGCCCAACAGAGCGCAUGAAGCGUCUGACGAUUGGUGUGGAGCUUGCCGCUGACCCGAAGGUAUUGUUCCUGGAUGAGCCUACUAGUGGACUGGAUGCACGCUCAGCCAAGCUCAUCAUGGACGGCGUUCGUAAAGUUGCAGACACAGGUCGCACCAUCGUGUGUACGAUCCACCAGCCUUCCACCGAGGUGUUCAUGCUCUUCGACAAGUUAUUGCUGCUAAAGCGUGGAGGUCAGACGGUGUACUUCGGUGACCUGGGCAAGCGUGCGCAGACCAUGGUGGACUACUUCGCGAUUCCGGGCGUGACACCUCUUCGUGAGGGCUACAACCCUGCUACGUGGAUGUUGGAGUGCAUCGGUGCAGGUGUAAGUCACAUGCACGACAACCCGGUGGACUUCGUUGAAGUUUUCAACUCCAGCGAGAUGAAACAGGAAAUGGACGCACACUUGGCUUCCGAGGGUGUGACUGUACCAGUUCCUGGAUCCACAGAGCUCGUGUUCGCGAAGAAACGUGCAGCGAAUUCUUGGACACAAAUGACGGCUCUGGUGGAGCGAUUCAUGAACUUAUACUGGCGCACACCGUCGUACAACCUGACUCGAUUUGCAAUCGCACCGCUUCUUGGCUUGCUGUUCGGCUUGAUUUACGUGAGCGUGUCGUACACCUCGUACCAGGGAGUCAACGCCGGUGUCGGUAUGGUAUUCAUGACGACGCUAUUCAAUGGUGUGGUAGCCUUCAACAGUGUCCUACCCAUUACGUCUCAAGACCGCGAGGCAUUCUACCGUGAGAGAGCAGCACAAACGUACAACUCACUCUGGUACUUCGUGGGUUCUACCGUGGCUGAGGUUCCCUACGUCUUCGGUUCAAUGCUGUUGUACACGGUCAUCUUCUACUGGUUGGUGGGCUUUUCCGGGUUCUGGACUGCUGUUCUCUACUGGAUCAACACGUCGUUCCUGGUUCUGCUGCAGACUUAUCUCGGUCAACUGCUAGUGUACGCGCUGCCGAGUGUGGAGGUUGCUGCUCUGUUGGGUGUCAUGCUCAACUCGAUUCUCUUCCUCUUCAUGGGUUUCAACCCGCCGGCCAACGCCAUUCCGUCCGGUUACAAGUGGCUUUACACGAUCACUCCUCAGCGCUACUCGCUUGCCAUCCUUGCUGCCCUCGUGUUCAGCAAAUGCGACGAUCUCCCCACCUACGACACGGCCACACAGCAGUACGUGAACGUCGGUGGUGAUCUUGGCUGCCAGCCCAUGACAAAUCCGCCUGUGAGCAUCGACCACAUCACCAUCAAGGAAUACGUCGAGUCCGUGUUCGAGUACAAGCACGACGAAAUCUGGCGCAACUUCGGCAUCGUCCUCGCGUUCAUCGUGGGUAUUCGCCUCCUUUCUCUGCUGUCGCUGCGCUUCAUCAACCACCAGAAGAGAUAGAUACAAGUCCACAUGACACCCUUUAAGGCAGUAAUACUUACACAUACAACACGUACCUCUGCACCACUA